AGGGCUUAUGUUACCACGAGACCAAACUUCCCAGCGGGAGAACGUCAAGACAGCAAUGACGAUGACCGCGUUCUUGCUUCCUAUCGUACCCUAUUGUAAUCCUCAAUCUUUUCCCGGUAUUCGUCUUCAUCGCAGUACCUUUCCAAACUCGCAGACAGGGACACGGAAGAAUUUCCGGAUUCUUGGGUCCGCGCCUCUUCCGCCUGUUCGAGGCAUUUCGGCCGCUCAUUAAUUCACCGUUCAAAUUUCUGCUCAGGCCGCCUUAUUUGUCAGGAACCUAUACCCAUGUUUCCUUUGUUGUGCACUCCCCUGAUAAAGUUUUGAGCCUAAGGCAUUCGGCUUGGCUUUUUUUUUGUUUCCGGUGGUGCUCGCUAUUAGAGCUUCAGACACGACAGCACUGUCACCCAACAAACACUCAUGGCGACGCUUCGCGAUGCCGAUGGUUCAGUUGUCCCAACUCGGAUACCGCCGGCUAUCGAUUUCCCCUAUCCAGAUUCAGAUGACGAGCACGAAGGACCGUCAAAUAGUUCAUCCUUUUUAGAUGGAACAUCUCCUGAAAAGGGAAUUGAAGCAGAUCCCGCGCCGAAACCACCGAAAGUGAACGAGCCUAAAAAUUCGGAUCCAUUUCGACCCGCUAUAAGGAGAUGGGAAACUGAACGGCCCCCGCUUGGCCCUACAAGCUCGUUAUUCGCUUUAACACGAAGAGUGACUGGAGGCGCACGCCCUCUUCGCCCUUGGCUUUCAGCUCGUGGAGGCCUUGAGUCCGAUUCGGAUUCACUUUCUCAAAGCUCAACUUCCUCAACCCGUGCGGAAUCACCAAAACCGAGAAGAAGAGAGCCAGUCAGACAAGAGACAUUGGAUAGCCAAAGAGUCAAAAAACAAAAGACGGAUUCCGAUCCUUAUAGGAAGCUCUCGGUGGGCAACGGGGAGUACCAGACCAGGGGUAGGGUCUCCAAAAAGGAUGGCCGGUUGAACAUCUCUCUCCAUGAUGCUUCCAAUAAUGGAUAUUUGGCAAAGGCUUUGGGCGCCACAAUCAAACGCCACUUUCGCCACGACAACGGCGAGGCGACGCAGCCAAUAUCUUCCAUUCGAGACGGCUCCGAUGAGCGCAGCCCAUCGCCAGCCUCAUCCACUUACAAAUCCUUGCCUCCUCCACGCUUGAAUAUUGUUAUCAUGGUCAUUGGCUCACGUGGCGACAUUCAACCCUUUCUUAGAAUUGGGAAGCUCCUCAAAGAGGAACAUGGACAUCGCGUUCGUAUUGCCACCCAUCCAGCCUUUAAGAAGUUUAUCGAGCAAGAUAGUAAGCUUGAAUUCUUCUCGGUCGGUGGUGAUCCGGCAGAGUUGAUGGCUUUCAUGGUCAAAAAUCCGGGGCUCAUUCCUUCGGUCGCCACGGUCAAAGCCGGUGAGAUAGGACGUCGCCGGGAUCAGAUGUUUGAGAUGUUUCAAGGAUUCUGGAGAGCAUGUAUAAAUGCUACUGACGAUGAGAAAGACAUUGCAAAUUUGAAAAUGAUGGGCACUAAAAGGGCGUUUGUUGCGGAUGCCAUCAUUGCUAACCCUCCUUGCUUUGCACACAUUCACUGUGCCGAGAGACUAGGUGUCCCUCUUCAUUUGAUGUUUACUUUUCCGUAUUCUCCCACACAGAAAUUUCCACAUCCGCUCGCAAAUAUCAAAAGAACUAAUAUGGACACCAAUUACACGAACUUCAUGAGCUAUCCUCUUGUUGAGUUGAUGACAUGGCAAGGGCUUGGUGACCUUGUGAAUCGAUUCCGUGUGGAUACACUUGGACUGGAGCCGGUCUCCACGCUCUGGGCACCCGGUCAAUUAUACAGACUCAAGGUUCCUUAUACGUACCUAUGGUCUCCAGGACUAGUCCCUAAGCCAGACGACUGGGGGCCUGAAAUAGAUAUUGCGGGGUUUGUUUUCCUUGACUUGGCAUCCAAUUUUAAACCGCCAGAUGACCUGGUCAAGUUUCUUGAUGCAGGCCCGCCUCCAAUUUAUAUUGGCUUUGGUAGUAUUGUGAUCGACGACCCGGAUAAAUUUACACAGUUGAUUUUCGAAGCAGUUAAAAAGGUGGGGGUGCGUGCCCUUGUUAACAAAGGCUGGGGAGGUCUUGGACACGAGGGCAACGUGCCCGAGAAUAUUUUCAUGCUAGACAACACGCCUCAUGACUGGUUAUUUCCUAAGGUGCGGGCCGUUGUACAUCAUGGUGGCGCUGGCACGACUGCUAUCGGGUUCAAGUGCGGAAAGCCGACGAUGAUAGUCCCCUUCUUCGGCGACCAAUCAUUCUGGGGAGCGAUGGCUGCGCGUUCUCAAGCCGGCGCCAAGGCCCCCGUUCCAUACAAAAACCUUACCGUGGACAGUUUGGCUGAGGGUAUUAAAGAAUGCCUGACCGAUACGGCCCAGGAAAAUGCCAAGAAGCUGGCAGAUGCCAUCGCCGCAGAGGGGGAUGGUGCGAGGAAUGCUGUCGAGUCUUUCCAUCGACGUCUGCCUUUGCGAGGCGAUGUUUCAAUGCGUUGCUCCAUCCUACACGACCAGGUCGCCUCUUGGAGAUUUCGAGAAAGUCAUAUUAGAUUGUCACCAUUGGCGGCAGAGACUCUCGUGGAGAGGAAGUAUUUGACUUGGAAAGACCUUGAGCUUCUGCGCCAUUGCGAAUGGAACGAUUUUGAAGGGCCUGGUGAGCCUUUGACCGGCAUAGGAUCCGCACUAUUUCAGUCUUUCGCCGGGGCAGCGAGGGGCGUAGGUGGAGUACCUGUACGUCUGAUCAAGAAAGUGAAGCAAAAGCGCCACCUCCUUCGGCGCUUGUCUAAGAAACAUCGAAGGAGCGCUCGCUCAGGAAAACCUCCAGAAGCUGUUGCUGUCAAGAGGCAAGCCAAGGGGAAGCCAAAGGAGAACGGCGAAGCAAAUGCUGUGUCAAAUGGUGGCAUUGUGGAAAGUCUUCCGCCAAGCCAUCAAGGUCGCAGUAAUGUUUUGGAAGCGCUGCAGAAUAAUCUGCAAGGCCUUGAUUCAAAUGAUAGCAACGAUGUCUCAAAUGAUGUACCAGAUCAUUUUGUCCACGAGCUCGCGCAUGAGUUGGCACAAGAUAUCGCCACAGAAACGAGCAGAGGGCUUGGGCAGACUGGCGCGGCAAUUGCAAAAGCCCCUAUGAACUUUCUCCUUGCUCUCGGACAAGGCUUUCACAAUGCCCCAAGGCUCUACGGAGAUAAAACAGUGCGGCGAGCUCCCCGCAUCACUGGGUUCAAAUCUGGCAUGCGUGCUGCUGGCGGAGAAUUCGUAUACGGUAUCUGGGACGGCUGGACGGGAGUUGUCAUGCAACCGUAUAAUGGUGCACGUAAAAGCGGCACACCUGGAUUCGCAAAAGGCGUUGCAAGAGGAGUUGGCGGCUUUGUUUUGAAAGACAUUUCCGCAAUAGUUGGCCCGUUCGGCUAUGCGCUUAAAGGCAUUCACAAGGAGAUGGUCAAAGACCGGUACGCGGAGCAUAGUAUUCGACGAGCUCGCAUUAUCGAGGGGCAGAAACAGAUUCGCCAUCUGACUCCCCAAGGGAAAGAGAGGAUUUUUGCCAGAGUACGGGAAAGUUGGGACGUCGUAGACGCAAUUCGUCAAGAAUGUGAGCGGACGAGAAAGCAAGGGAUCCGAGGUCGAGCUCGAGCGCAACGUGAAAAACGCAAGUGGGAAUUUUUCGGAGCAUUUGAGAAUGUCGACCAGGCGGAUAAGGCUCUCAAGGCCAAGCACCGCGGAACGCCCUUUGAUCGAGUAUUCCGCAAACACCGACAGGAGAUACGCGAGGCGCAAGAUCCACGGACAUUUGCGAUGAAUGGAAAUGGUCAUCAAGUCAAGAUGAAUGAGUCGGACAGUUCUGGUCUGGCAAAUGGGCUCGGUCAAAAUAAUGGAUCAGCAAACAAGAUGUCGAAUGGGGCCGCAGGAUAAAUUAAGAGGUACUGUCUACGUUUGUGUUAUUUUCGCCGUUGUUUUCUUUUUCCGCGUUUACUAGCAUCCUGCAUGAUAUCCAUUGCAUCAUUACAGGGCGCAGAUAGGUCAUGUAAUUUCCCUGUACUCAUCGUGUUUAUGCCGUACAAUGGUUUUCUUUCCCUACAGUUACUUGGCAAUGUUUGGUUUUCAUUGCAUUCAUGUCGACGCAGUAACAUACCCAUACGCAUGCUUGCUUAUUCUUAAUUGCUUGCUUAGCUGUUUGAUAUGCUUCAAAUUUUUUUUCGGCAUCGAUUACCCGUCUGUGAAUAGAUACUUCUCUGAAUCGCUACAGUACAGCGUUACAGUAACGUUAGUUUGUGUUUUAGCAAUCAAUGCCCAUACCGUGCACUUGCUUUGACGCGCGUGACUGCUUUUUCCUAUCUGGGCGGUUUUUCUCGCCGUGUGAAUCCCGCUGCGC
Molecule: messenger RNA, 4384 nt
Organism: Xylona heveae TC161
Lineage: Eukaryota; Fungi; Ascomycota; Xylonomycetes; Xylonales; Xylonaceae
Product: glycosyltransferase family 1 protein
Exons: 6
Coding region: 418-3924 (1168 amino acids)
Biological process (GO): carbohydrate metabolic process
Molecular function (GO): hexosyltransferase activity; UDP-glycosyltransferase activity
Source: RefSeq, a predicted model, not a curated record